GAGCUGCCAAGGACUUUUGGAUUAUCAAAAGGUUGAGUGAAUGUUUCCCUUCACUGUGGUGGACAUUGUGAAUGGUGAGAAACUUUCUCCCUUUUUAAAUCUUGUGAGGUCACUACAACUGGAUCCUGUUGGCUGACCCUACCAUCUGGAGUUUUGGCUCAAAAUACUUCAAGUUUCAUGGUCCAAUUGAGGCAACAGAAUCUAUAUUAAAAGGACAACCUGCUUCCCCUGGCUCAGGUCAUUGUUCAUUCCAACAAUAGUGAUGUUCACCUGCUAAAGCUGCAGUCUCCUGUACAGCUGACUGAGCAUCCAACCCAUCACACUCCCUUCAUCUUCACAGACCUUCACCUCAGACAUGGAAUGCUGGGUGACUGGCUGGAGGAACACUGAUUCUGGAGGUCCCAUUCUGUAUGGAGAAAUGAAAAAGACUAGAUUGCGGUUGGGAUUCCAAGGGGCAAAGCAGAGCGGAGUGGCGUCGAAUCGAGAAUGGAUGGUAAGUGCUCUGAAAGAGAACACAAUGGAUUCUGAGCUUUCUCAGGUCCGUCACACUAUGCAAGAAGCUCUCCAGACUCUUUCAUCUUCCAGUGAUGGGGUACAAAUCUCUGAGGCCCUGAGGUCUGUGAAGCACUACUUGAAUGGAUUACAGAACAUAGUCCCACCUAGAGAGAGGGAAGAAUGUUCCAAGAUCCACUUUUCUACCUUCCUUCAAUGUCUUGUCAACAAAUUGAGCCCUGAUUGGCUGGAACUGCUACCUGCUGGCCAGUUAGAAGAAUUAUGGGAUAGCUUUUUUCUAGAAAGUCCUGCUGACCAAGCCUUUCUGGUCUUGAUGGAAUCCAUCAUUGUUACUGCUGGUCCGAGCUUUCGUCUGAUGAAAAUGUCCCAGGUGCUUACCAAGUUCCUGAAGAGGGGCAGACUGGUAGAACUGAUGUGGGAGAUAUGUCAGCAACAGGUGCCUCGGGGCUCAUCCCUUCUCCAGGAGACUCUCCUCAGCAAAGUUGUGUGUCUGCCCGAUCACCUGGGUAACCGGAUGAAGGAGCACUGCCCAUCCCUAUUCUUUCCCCAGAACUACUUCCCUUUGCUGGGGGAGGAAAUGAUCCAGGUGCUCCAGAAGAUCUCUGACUCACUCAGAGGAGGCUCGGAUUGUUCCAUCUCCUUUCUAUCCCAAAUACUAGCGAAAGUCUGCAUCCAUGGGAGACAAAAAGAGAUUUUGGGAGUGUUGGUACCCCGCUUGACAGAGCUCACCCAAGCUGACUGUAUCUGGCAGAGACUCAGUUGGCGCCUCAUGGAAUGUGUGCCAGACCGGGGGAUGGAGGCAGUAGUGUCUGGACUUCUCCAAGAAGCUCCAGGAGCCAAAGUUCUUUCUCAGUUACUGGGGAACCUGGUGAUGAAGAACAAGAAAGCCCAGUUUGUGGUGACCCGGAAAUGCCUGUUGAUGCAAUACAGAUACCCAACUGAAAUGCUUCAAAACCUCCUGGGAUACUUGGCCUUGGAUAGCCAUCGGCGAACUCUCCUCUUACAGGUGCUGAAGGACCUCUUGGAGACUUGGGGCAGCCGCAGUGCCAUCAAACACUCCCCAGUGGAGCAGCAGCUUUACAUCAGCAAAGCCCUCCUGAUCUGCUUGUCCCACCUGAAGGAGGCUGAGAUAGAGCAUAUCAGGGAAGAGCUGCUGACCACCAUGAUGGGAGGUGUGCAGUGUCAUAUUGAGAGUAGUCUACCCCAAGUCCGACACCUGGGAAUGAUUGUGGCAGAGACCAUCAGUUCCCGAAUACACUCAGAGGGGCCCAAGUUGAAAUUCCAGUAUGAAGAAAAUACAUGGACCAGGGAAUUGUUGUCUUUGGUGAAUGUGAAGCCCGCUGAUUCCGGACCUCCAGCUUCUGGUUCACCCAUCGUGCCGGCACCUACCGCACAACCAGCCAGUUUGAGCCCAGAGGGCAAAGCACCCCAAGAAGAAGAAAGAGAAAAGGGAUCUGACUCAGAUCUAGACAGUGAUGAUGAAUUUGUCCCAUACGACAUGACAAGGGACAAAGAGCUGAAGAACACCAAGGCCCCAGUGUACAUCCGGGAUUGUCUGGAAGCAUUGACAAGUUCAGAAGAUGUGGAGCGGUGGGAAGUGACGCUACAGGUUCUAGAGAGCUUGAUCCAAAGGAACCCGGCUGCCACCAGAGAGGUGAGUACAGAACUAGCCAAGGUGCUGCUCCAUCUGGAGGAGAAGACCUCUAUGGAGGGGUUUGAGAUGUUGCGUCGGCGAGCCCUGGUGGCUGUGACCAUCAUAGACCCGGUACAGGUUGCACAGUAUCUGACUUCCCAGUUCUAUGCCAUGAAUUACAGCCUUCGGCAGCGGAUGGACAUCCUAGAUGUGCUGAUUCUUGCAGCUCAGGAACUCUCAAGCCCCAAGAGCCUAGAGAAAGCCAAAAUUCCUGGUCCUGUCGAGGCCGGUAUCCAGCUCUCACCUGCUCCACUGUCUCCCAGUCUCAGCAGAGUUCCUUCUGAGGAUUGGCGGAGAAUUGUGGAGGAGAGGAUCAAGAACAAGACACGUCGGUUUGCCAAGGGACCUUCCAGAGUCAACACAGCAAAUGAACCCAAUAAACUUAAUUCUGUGGUUGGCUAUUUCUUCUUCCCUCUUAUUCAGCGUUUUGACAGGCCUCUUGUGACUUUUGAUCUUUUGGGAGAGGAUUCUUUGGUGCUGGGAAGACUAGUUCACACCGUUGGAAUCCUCAUGUAUUUUGCCAUUAAUACCACAGCAGCUGUGCCAAUGGGGAAAGCGCUGCUGGAGUUUGUGUGGGCCCUUCGUUUUCAUACAGAUGCGUAUGUGCGUCAAGGCCUCCUGUACGCCAUCUCCUCCAUCCUCUUGAGUGUUCCUGCAGAGCGCCUUCUAGAGGAUAUGACAGAGGAGCUCCUAGAAACCAGGUCCUGGCUGGCAGCUGUAGCAGAGAAUGACCCAGAUGAAGACUGUAGGAAGCUGGCCAUGCAGGCACUCCUACUUAUGGAAAAGCUAAAAGACAAACUUCAAAUAGGUUCUUCUUAGUGAAUCCAGAUGCCCUUAACCUGGCCCCACAGGUGGCCUGAUAGGAUUUUUGGACCAUCACCUGGCUGGCAAAAAGGAAGGCGGGGAGAAACAAGGGCCUGGCCUGACAUCUGGGCUUUGUAGUGGCAGCCAACUCCAUGAAAUAUUGAUAUCCGGUACUGAGUGUACAGAUGCAGGAAAACGCAGUAGAGUCGCUGUCUUCCUCCCCUCCCCCUGCACACUGAAUAUGCUAUUUUUAGCCUGGCAAGUUGGAGUCUUCAGCUAAAAAUACAGCAAGCUCUGUAUAGCCACUGCCUCUUUACAAAAACAGCAGGAGCAAAGAACCAGUUAUGGAUGGCUAUGGACAAAGUCACCCACAUGCCUGAGGAAGCCAGCUCCAAGAUUUCUCUUUUCACUGAAUCUUGUCUUGGGGGUUGAAAGGUGUUUGUUGUAACGCUGAAAAAAGAAGGGUCUUAACAGAAAUUGACCUCUUCUGAUAUUUCUUCACAUUAAACCCCUCCCCCCUGGGUUUUCUGUUCUAAGAGGAACUGAAGGGGUAAGCUAAUGGUAUGGGGGGGGGGAUGAAAAGCAGGGUGUCACUUCUGUUGCCUGGACUAGAUCUCCAAAGAGAAACCACGGUGGGAGGAUGGGAUCUGAAGAUUGAUGAGGCCCCCAGUGUAGAUUUUGACCUCCUACCCUCCAAAUGCUUUCCUUCUCCCAGCUUUUGUUUGCCCGAGGUACAACUGGAGAACAAUGGAAUCAAGACUCUCCUCUUUGCUUGCUCAUCCCGUGCUCGGCUCCAAGUUCAGAGUCUUGAAGGGGAUGGACACAGUUAGCGAAGGUCCUGGCUUGUGCCUGUGUGGGACUCGGCCCAGGAUGGUUUCCCUAACGUGAGCCUUGCUGCAUACUCUUGGGCCAAGGACAGGAUUUGUUGGGGUGAUCAACUUGCUAGGUUAAUGUCCUGUCCUUUUCAUUCCAUUGCACAUUUGCCAGUUUAUAGCUAUACCACUCUUCCAGUGUGGUAUAAAGGAGAAGAUGCAAGCUUUCUGAUGCCCAUGAGAAGAGAGAAAAAAAAAAGCCAAGGACUUCUAUGGCCAGAGCUGGAACCGGGGGAGGGAGGGGAAAUGGGGGACUUAGCUUUCCACAUGCCCUGAAAGUUCUUAAUGGAGUCCUGGGUCUCAACACUGUCAUAGGGAAACAUGGCACUAGAUCUGCCUAUUAAAGAAGCCAAGCAAAGGCUGGUAGAGGCUCCCUUGACAUGACUCAAUUAGAUUUUCUUGAGUCUUUUUUUUUUAAUGGCAUAAAAAACCUUUGAUUCUGGGAAAGGGAUUUGGAGUUAAUAAAACACUAAUUUUGGAAGUAGCCCUACGAGCCAGCUACCCAUGAGCACAAAGCUUUAAGUCCACCAACUCCUUACCCCCAAAAUACAAGGGGAUACCACCAGGAUCUGCCAGGACAGUCAGCUUCAGCUCCUUAUGGUGGUAAAGUAGAUAAAGUGCUGGCCUUCAAGUCAGGAAGAGAUGGGUUCAAGGCCUGCCUUGGCCAUGUACUGACUGGGAUGUCAGGCAUGUGAUCUAACCUCUCAGUGCUCUGGGCCAGAACCAGAUGAACAUGUAACUGGGAAACAUUUAACAAAAUAAAAAUACAUCACCAAGUUAA
Molecule: messenger RNA, 4663 nt
Organism: Monodelphis domestica (gray short-tailed opossum)
Lineage: Eukaryota; Metazoa; Chordata; Mammalia; Didelphimorphia; Didelphidae
Source: RefSeq, a predicted model, not a curated record